AUGUCUUUCCCGAUAGACCCGAAUGAAAGAAGAGCACCAACAGACGACGAGAUAUUGUAUUGCGUUGAACGACAGCCCGCAGCGUCGCGGUCUAACCCCACCGGUAGUCGGUCGUUCUCUCAGCACAGUCGCCAGCCAUCCUACGCUCCACCUUCCCAGCAGCAAGGCCCGCGGAACGCAAGCUCUGCCCGUCGCAACACCACAUCUGCGGGUCCGUCUCGAGAAGACGGACGUGAACGCUACAAUCCAGGUGACUCACGAAGCUAUUUACGGCCCAGCAGCAGCGGCCGACGGUUCACUGACUCUGCUGAUCCCACCGAUCCUCCUCCUCCGUUCGGGCAGAAUGUAGGGGCCUAUGGCGUACCGCGACAGUCGGCCUCGUCCAACGCGCGGUCUCGAAACGCCCACACUGUCCAGCCCACCACUUCCCUUUCCCCUCCAACCUCCCGCCCAGUCACACGCAGGGUGCACAGUUUCGGCCAAGGAUCUAAGCCCGCCUCAAGGCGGUUUGACGAAAAUGAAGUCUUCUGGAAUGCCAAUAUGCCUUACUCUGACGAGAGGGUCGCUUCAGCCUGUACUGACUGGCUGAAUGAGCGAGCUGUUGACGCUAGAGAUACUCUUGAAAGGGAAGAGAAACUUGUGAAAACAAAGCGAGAUGUUGAAGUGAAGAAGCAGAGCGCGAUGACGGAUCAAGUCUUUUACGACGCUAGCAAAGCAGCUCGCGGGUUGCAACUUGUCGUAAAACAAAGCGGAGAUGUUCAUGCCAUAUCUGAACUCGACUCUUUGAUCCAAUCAUUGGGGCAGCUUUCCGCAGAGCUGCACUUGGAGAGAAAUAUAAGGGACGAUGUGCCGGAGGCACAGCUCAGGGCGACUGAUGCUACUUGGGAUGGAUGGAAGGCGACAAAGAGGGCGUUUGACGUGGCAACUGGUAAUGCGAGUUUGGAUGAUAUGCGCUCGUUUUGGGACCAUCAUGAAGCUAAAAAGGGGGUGGCUUGUCAGAAUUCACAAGAGGAUGAGGGGUCUUGGCACACCAUGAUGAGAAAUUUGAAAGGCACACCCACCGAUGACAUUCUAGAGGCCUUCGAGGAGGAACGCACCUCUUGUCGCACACAACCCUCUCAAUAUUCUCAGCCUACCACGUCCCUCUAG
Messenger RNA from Cryptococcus amylolentus CBS 6039, 1149 nucleotides. RefSeq lists its product as hypothetical. The coding region runs from base 1 to 1149 and encodes 382 amino acids. The transcript has 3 exons. NCBI's taxonomy places the organism in Eukaryota, Fungi, Basidiomycota, Tremellomycetes, Tremellales, Cryptococcaceae. The record is from RefSeq and is a predicted model, not a curated record.